CAAAAUACAUUUUUAAUAUUAAAGUAACUAUUAGAGAGCCUUACCCCGGGCCUGUGUCCAAGAAGGCGAUCACGGUUUUGAAUGUUUGCCCUUUUUGCCGGAUAGGGAAGGGGGUGAGGGGCGCACCUUGACAGCAGGUAAACGCCUUGGAUGGAUGACCAGCCAUUGCGGCCGUGCCUCUCUGUUUCGUCCCGGUGCGGUGACAUCUCCCGUCCCCCGCAAGAUUCUUUAGACGACAACUUUCCGCCCGCACGUGUUCAUUCUCCGGCCCACUCCGCCCAAGCCAGCGUGUUUCUUUGUUACAGACUAUCGGAAGCCUGUCUGGGAGUACGCUUGAUCGGCUUGAGCAAAGUUGCAAGUUGGAAGAGAGACCUGCGAGAGAGUCCCGGUUCCAUGCUUCAAUCGCCGUUGACACGGUGUCAAGUUGUGAGCGAGUCGGGCAUUCCACCGGCACGGUCUGGGCAGUUUAUCCACAGAACGCGUCCGAGGAGGGGGAUACCCCGUUUCUCACAUUCGUGCGCCUCCGCAUUUGCAAUCAGUCAAGGUUGGUCUGCUUCGUCGAGCCCAUCUGCUCCCCCGUCAUCAUCAAGCUUACAGAUUUGCAUAACACUCUUCCUGGGUGCAAGACGGCCUCGGAACAAGAGGCCUCCCAUUUCUCGAGGGAGGAAGAGGGUCGCAUCCGUAAACCCCAUGGGCCAGGCUAGACGGUCCUGGCUCGCGAGGCUGAGAUCUCUACUGGGAGCCUCGGCUCGGAUCGCCUUGAGGAGGCGGAACAUCAUGUCUGAUUGAGAUGACCUCAUCAGGGCCAUCACGGCCGAUAUCCAAAUUGUCACGAGCCCCCCCGAAAAGGACUCGACAGAGGCCCGCAUGCCUCGGAAGGGCGUUCGGUGCAGAGGGCGUCAAAGCUGACACCUGUGCGCUGCAAAACGUGACGACAUCGCAUCAUGCCAGCGUCGCGUCGAGAGGCCGGGC
Messenger RNA from Colletotrichum navitas, 972 nucleotides. RefSeq lists its product as uncharacterized. Bases 151 to 789 code for a protein of 212 amino acids. Lineage: Eukaryota; Fungi; Ascomycota; Sordariomycetes; Glomerellales; Glomerellaceae. The record is from RefSeq and is a predicted model, not a curated record. The transcript has a single exon.